GAACUUUUCAAUCCCAGGGAAAAGUUGGCCAAAAUCUAAAAUCCAGUACAGGCUACUCUGUCAUCUUUGAAGAUGCUAGAUGUGGGAAAGUGGCCAAUUUUUUCCCUUUGUUCUGAGGAAGAACUGCAGUUAAUUCGUCAAGCUUGUGUCUUUGGCAGUGCUGGCAAUGAAGUUUUAUAUACCACAGUGAACGAUGAGAUUUUUGUGCUUGGCACAAACUCCUGCGGCUGUCUGGGAUUAGGUGAUGUCCAGAGCACCAUUGAACCUCGGAGACUGGAUUCUUUAAGUGGCAAAAAAAUAGCCUGCCUCAGCUAUGGAAGUGGCCCACAUAUUGUCCUUGCCACAACAGAAGGAGAGGUCUUUACCUGGGGACAUAAUGCUUAUAGCCAGCUAGGCAAUGGGACAACUAAUCAUGGUUUAGUGCCCUGUCACAUCUCUACUAAUUUGUCAAACAAACAAGUCAUUGAAGUUGCCUGUGGAUCAUACCAUUCUCUGGUGCUAACAUCUGAUGGAGAGGUAUUUGCCUGGGGUUAUAAUAAUUCUGGGCAGGUAGGAUCUGGCUCAACAGCAAAUCAGCCUAUCCCUCGAAGAGUGACUGGCUGCUUACAGAAUAAAGUAGUUGUGAACAUAGCAUGUGGACAGAUGUGCUCAAUGGCAGUAGUGGAUUCUGGGGAGGUCUAUGUCUGGGGUUACAAUGGAAAUGGGCAGCUUGGUCUUGGCAGUAGUGGCAACCAGCCCACCCCCUGUAGAAUAGCAGCUUUGCAAGGCAUUCGUGUCCAACGGGUUGCCUGUGGCUAUGCACACACAUUAGUAUUAACAGAUGAAGGACAAGUGUAUGCUUGGGGCGCAAAUUCUUAUGGCCAGUUGGGCACUGGCCAUAAAAGUAACCAGUCCUACCCUACCCCUGUCAGUGUGGAAAAGGACAGAAUUAUCGAGGUUGCAGCCUGUCACUCUGCCCACACCUCUGCUGCCAAGACCCAAGGCGGGAACGUGUACAUGUGGGGCCAGUGUCGCGGCCAGUCAGUCACUCUGCCUCACCUCACUCACUUCUCCUGCACAGAUGAUGUCUUUGCCUGCUUUGCCAUGCCUGCUGUCACGUGGCGCCUUCUCUCCGUGGAACCAGAUGACCACCUCACAGUGGCUGAGUCACUAAAAAGGGAAUUUGAUAAUCCUAACACUGCAGACCUGAAAUUUUUAGUGGAUGGAAAGUAUAUAUAUGCACAUAAAGUCCUUCUCAAAAUUAGGUGUGAGCAUUUUCGUUCUUCGUUGGAAGACAAUGAGGAUGAAAUAGUAGAAAUGAGUGAAUUUUCAUACCCUGUUUACCGAGCCUUCCUGGAAUACCUGUACACUGACAGCAUCAGCCUCUCUCCUGAGGAGGCUGUAGGAUUGCUAGAUUUGGCUACAUUUUAUAGAGAAAAUCGUUUGAAAAAGCUCUGCCAACAAACCAUUAAGCAAGGAAUCUGUGAGGAGAAUGCCAUUGCUCUGCUGUCUGCGGCUGUGAAAUAUGAUGCUCAGGAUUUAGAAGAUUUCUGCUUCAGAUUUUGCAUAAACCAUUUGACUGUAGUAACACAAACUUCAGGCUUUGCAGAAAUGGACCACGACCUUCUGAAGAACUUUAUCAGUAAAGCAAGCCGAGUUGGAGCUUUUAAAAAUUGA
Messenger RNA from Orycteropus afer afer, 1656 nucleotides. The record is from RefSeq and is a predicted model, not a curated record. Lineage: Eukaryota; Metazoa; Chordata; Mammalia; Tubulidentata; Orycteropodidae.